Messenger RNA from Rhopilema esculentum, 2555 nucleotides. RefSeq lists its product as uncharacterized. Lineage: Eukaryota; Metazoa; Cnidaria; Scyphozoa; Rhizostomeae; Rhizostomatidae. Gene Ontology annotation, cellular component: early endosome; recycling endosome; trans-Golgi network. Gene Ontology annotation, biological process: retrograde transport, endosome to Golgi; endosome organization; receptor recycling. The record is from RefSeq and is a predicted model, not a curated record.
UUUACAAAAUUCUAGAAAGAGGGAAGCAAAGGUUGGAACUUAAGGAUCCGAAGUCGGCCUACGAAGCCCUAGUGCAAUUAUUUGAACGAUGAGACCAUAUCAACGGAUUAUUGACAGCUUUUAGUUCCAUACUCCAUUUGUGGAUAUUUUAGUUUCCUGUUCGAAAAGCAUGAAAAUAAAUGACAAACACCUUCUAGCCUAUGGCCAUUCACCAGACUGUAUUGACAAGGAAGGUUAUUUGAAAAAGCGAGGUGAACUUAACAAGGGGUUUCAACGUAGAUGGUUCGUUUUGAAGGGUAAUCUACUGUUUUACAGCGAAAAACGAGGUGAGAAGCCGGCUGGAGUUAUUAUCUUAGAGGACUGCAGUGUUGAAGUUUCCGAUGAAGACUACUACUCGUUUACAAUUUCGUUUUUUGGGGAUGGGACUCGAGUUUAUACAUUGUCUGCAGACAGUGAAGAUGAAAUGAUAUCCUGGGUGAAACGGAUAAAGGUUGCACCUUACGGGUAUGCUGCGAUGGUUGUAAAGGAACUGGAAAAGCAACUUGCAAAGCUUAAAAAACACGAAGAGGAGUUGCUGGAAAAACAAGCAGUGGAAUCAGCUAAAAACUGCGAGAAAGACCCAGACUCAGAUUUAAUUGAAUUUGAAGCAAAAGAAUAUGCGCAAAUAGAAAUGGCUGAAAGUUUGAUUGAUAAAACAGACCAUGCUGUAUAUUCAAAUGUAGAGGGAAGAAAGAUUUCAAAGGGAAGCUCUAAUAGAAACACAAUAGCAAUAGGAGGCCAUCCCAAAAGUUUUAAUAACUUGCUAACAGUUGCUGGAGCUGCAGCUAAGCUAAAAAACAAUAUAAUUCCAUCACUGGUGAGGUCAAAAAGCUCUGAAAAUAUUAACAAACUAGUUUCCAAGUCACCUACAACGAGCCCAGUUCCUCCUCGUCGAAAAUUUCAUCAAAGUAUAAUGCGGAAGAAAGCACAUCAUGUGAAAGUGGAACAUAAUGUCGAGGCAAAUUUAGUAACAGCCCCAAGUGCCAAGACCACACAGACACUUCCAAUUGCUCCAAAACCACCUUUAAAGAGCACCUUUUAUAUGUUACAUAAUCGAUAUGCAGCUAUUGUCUGGACUGCUAUUAAGGAAUUCGAAAGUGGGACAGUUGAAGAUCUGUUGAAAUUUGAUUGAGCUCAUAUUAAAAAUGUUUGUUACUCUGUUUUAUUGAAAGCACAAAUUAUUCAAAUGUACAUAUAGAACAAUAGAGAUAUCAAUUUGAGUCCCCUUGAUUAUGGUUCCACAGACGUUAUGCUCUGGGAUACUUUCUUAAGUGAUAAAUCUCAAUAAUGACAAUUUGUUUUUAACAUUCUUUUUCAUUGCACUUUAUUAGAUAUAUAACUAGGUGUACCAUGAAGGAAAGUUAUCAGAGUGUUUUAAUAGUACCUAAAAAUGUCUCCAAUAGAUAACUCAUUUAAGGAAAUUGCAAAUUUAAAAUUUUUAAGACAAAUGAUUUUAAGCAAACCUUAAAGUUAAAUUACGUAUUUGCUUCACAUUCCCUGAUUACUGCUAAAAAUACCUUGCUCGAUAUUACAAUUGUACAAUUUACUAUUAAAUAUCACAAGUUGCUCUUUAACAAACCUAACAGCUGGGAUAUUUUCCUUACAGUUUUUAAAAUCUAAGUUCAGACUCACAAAUGCCAAGCUUCAGUAGUAGACUGUUGAUAUGUAUACUUGUUUUAUAUACAAAAAAUUGCAGUAGUUUAUCGCUUGCCCUUGAAAUUUCCUGCAAUAUUAGGUAAAUAUGAAACCUUUCAAAAUUUAACUGUUCAGUGCAAGCUAAAAAUCCCAUUUGUAUAUACUUUGGUAUCUCCUAAGUUAAAGAUAUAUUUUUAAACAUUUCCUUUCAAUCUUAGAAGCUUCUCUGGUAGUCUUGAAGUCCCUUUUUUAAACUUGUGGAUAACCUUCGAUAAGUUUUGGUAGAAGGCCAACUAGUAUAAGUCAACUUUCGGAAUUCGUAGUUCACAUCCAAAUUCCAUAUCAACAGAAGUUUUUGUUACACUUUUUACAAUCACAAAAUUGUAAGCUACCAAAAAGCCUUUUGAUGUAAUGCCCAUUAUAGUAAUAUGCAUUGUAUACAGGUGCACUUUGUAAAUUUCAAAGAAACAUCUAUAAUGUAAAGCUUUAGGAAUAGAUAUGUAAUUUUGUUUAGGCCACUUUCUGUUGCAAGUUUAAUGCCUUUUUUCAUAUAAAGUUAAUAAUAUUGUUACUUUGUAAUUUUAGUAAACCAGAAAAUUUUGACAGUAGCAAGCUUAUUGCCUCUAUUUUUCAUAAAAUGAUAUAGUAAUAUAGUAAGUAAUGGUAUGUUUAUUUUCCCUUGAACUUACUCUCCCCUGUAUGCGAUCAAAAACAUUUAUCAAAGCUACUUGCUACCCCCUCUUUUGCCAGUCCACUUCGUGCAUGCCUCCUAACCCAGGAGCAGACACUUAGUCAAACAUUGGGGGCAAGCCUUUUGUUUUGAUAAGAUGAUGUCACAUUGCCCCGACCAUUGGGGCAACUGCCACCGCUCAGCCCUCCCC